Messenger RNA from Fonsecaea multimorphosa CBS 102226, 1038 nucleotides. RefSeq lists its product as uncharacterized. Gene Ontology annotation, biological process: endoplasmic reticulum to Golgi vesicle-mediated transport; vesicle fusion; intracellular protein transport. NCBI's taxonomy places the organism in Eukaryota, Fungi, Ascomycota, Eurotiomycetes, Chaetothyriales, Herpotrichiellaceae. The record is from RefSeq and is a predicted model, not a curated record. The coding region runs from base 1 to 1038 and encodes 345 amino acids. The transcript is spliced from 3 exons. Gene Ontology annotation, molecular function: SNAP receptor activity; SNARE binding. Gene Ontology annotation, cellular component: endomembrane system; Golgi membrane; SNARE complex.
AUGGUUUCCACGAGCAUCCAAGACCGGACGAACGAGUUCCGCACCAUCCUUGCGCAGGCGCAGAAGCGACAGACUGCAACCAAGGGUGGGCCACAACGACAAUCCCUCCUCAGCGAGUCACAGAAAAGAGAAGCAAAUGGAGCCGCCAGCGGCCCCUCGAGAGGUUCAAGGUCAGAGUUUGCUCGCAAUGCAGCCCAGAUAGGGAGAGGCAUCACCGCCACUAUGGGAAAGUUGGAGAGGCUGGCGCAGCUCGCUAAAAGAAAGGCCAUUUUCGACGACCGACCUGUCGAGAUUGCGGAGCUCACAUAUGUUAUCAAACAAGAUUUGGCUGGUCUCAACGCACAAAUAUCCGCCUUACAACAACUCACCCAGUCGCAACACCCAACCGCCUCCCAACCCCGAUCGGCGGACCAAGAAGGACAGCACAACAAAAACGUUGUGCUAAUGCUACAAAACAAGGUCACAGAUGUCGCGGCGAACUUUAAAGAUGUCUUGGAAGUGCGCACCAAAAACAUCCAGGCAUCCAGAUCGAGGACGGAGAAUUUUGUGUCGUCAGUGUCGGCAAGAUCCCAACCGCACCUGGACGAUUCAAGGUCACAAUCACCCCUCUACCAGGGCUCUGCGAGUCGGCAAAAAACUCCUCAGGCCUCUUCAACAGACCUUUUGACCCUUGAGCCUUCAAAUACUUCGACUCUGAUGAAGAAUACUCCACAGUCCGACCACCAACUCCUACUAAUGGAAGAAGCACAGCCCACCAACACGUAUAUUCAGGAACGUGGACAAGCCAUCGAAGCCAUCGAAAGGACGAUAAACGAGUUGGGUAGCAUUUUCGGUCAACUUGCAACCAUGGUGUCCGAACAGGGGGAGAUGUUGCAACGGAUAGAUGCAAACACCGAGGACGUGGUGGACAACGUUCAGGGCGCACAGAGAGAACUGCUGAAAUAUUGGAAUCGGGUACAAGGGAAUAGAUGGCUGGUUGCUAAAAUGUUUGGUGUUCUCAUGAUAUUCUUCUUGCUUUGGGUGUUGAUAUCGGGCUGA